This is a messenger RNA of Trypanosoma rangeli, 816 nucleotides long. RefSeq lists its product as uncharacterized. NCBI's taxonomy places the organism in Eukaryota, Euglenozoa, Kinetoplastea, Trypanosomatida, Trypanosomatidae. The record is from RefSeq and is a predicted model, not a curated record. Bases 1 to 816 code for a protein of 271 amino acids. The transcript has a single exon.
AUGUGGGGCCCCAUGGCGGCGGCAGCGGAGGAGGAGGGGUCGGCAUUGUCGUGUGAGGAGACGCAGUCGCAUCGCGCACACAACAUUGCCAUCACCACCGCCUGUGGCGCGGAGUACUCUCAUGGUUCUUCAUGUGGCGACUUUGGCCACAUUUUGAGGGCCGCCCACAUCAACUUCAGUCAUGUGAACCCCGAGGCCUCUUCCAGCACGGCGACCGGGAUGGUGCGGGAUCCGCUCUCGCCAGUCGUUGACCACCUUACGCAGGGUCUCUUGCCCUCCAGCCUGGGCUGUCCGAGGUGUGCGCAGAUUAACUCCAUUCGGGAGUCCUUAAAGAGUGUCGAGGCAUCGUACCUGAGAGAAAUUGCCCAACUGGGGCGAGUGGUAGAACAGAUGGACGCGGAACGUGUGGAUGCGGUAAACCGAAGAGAGCAGACACUUUUAGCGCUCGACCGCAGUAGGCAACUCAAUCUAUCGAGGGAGUGCGAGAUACAGUCACUGAGUGGUCAGUUACGACAGAUGGAGGAUGAAUUGCAACGCUUGGAAUACGAGCUGGCCUCCCUACGUCAGCUUUACAGGCGUGACGUGGCGUUCUACCACCGACGAGAGGUGCUUUGUUUCUUGGAGAACGAGCGAUGCGCCCGGGCGGCAGUAUCCUCUUCGGAGGCUGGCUGGCAUUCCGCACUUGAGGCAAGGUACUCGAGUGUUCUGGAGAUGCAUCGAAAGCGGCAUUGUUUCGAUCCAUCUCAGAGCGUUGAGAGGUUGAGGUCGCCUCGUCUGAGUGAAGGGCGCCGUUUCAUGCGUGACGCCCGUCAAUAA